This is a messenger RNA of Arabidopsis lyrata subsp. lyrata, 1120 nucleotides long. Its product is annotated as ATP-dependent DNA helicase PIF6-like. Lineage: Eukaryota; Viridiplantae; Streptophyta; Magnoliopsida; Brassicales; Brassicaceae. The transcript has a single exon. The coding region runs from base 549 to 1115 and encodes 188 amino acids. The record is from RefSeq and is a predicted model, not a curated record.
GAAUUUUGUGAUUUUACAUGUGAAAAGGAAUAUAAAUCAUUAUAUUCAUAUAUUAUAAUGAUUUGCAUACGUUUUUGUUUACUUAUUAUUCCAGUAUUUUAACGUUUUGUUGAUUGAAUUCCAGGGGACAAGUAUACACACAACUAUAGGUGAAGCUUUUUCUGAAUGGAUUUCGGAUAUUGGUGGUGAAAAUAUCAACAAGCCAAAUAAUGGAGAAACCGAAAUUCAAAUUUCUGACGAUUUGUUGAUAACUGAGCGCAAAGAUCCAAUCAAAACUAUAGUGAAGGAAGUUUAUGGAGAAUCAUUUGCACAGUCCUAUAAUCCUGAUUUUUAUCAAGAGAGGGCUAUUUUAUGUCAUACAAGUGACAUUGUGGAUCAGAUUAAUGAUUACAUGCUUUCACAAUUACCUGGUAAUGAUUCUCUUUCCACCUAUAGCCAUCUUUUGCACAUACUAACUAAGACUUCUUUAUAUCAUAUCAGGUGAAGAGACAGAAGAAUGUUACAGUGCUGACACUAUUUAUCCAUCGUAUGCAAGCCCAAAUGGCGACAUGUUAUACACUCUAGAAUUUUUGAAUAGCAUCAAAGUCCCCGGAUUGCCUGAUUUUAAGUUAAGAUUAAAGGUUGGUGCUCCUGUCAUAUUACUUAGGGACCUUGCUCCUUACGGUGGGUUAUGUAAGGGGACACGACUUCAAAUUACUCGGGUGGAGACUUUUGUGCUUGAGGCUAUGAUUAUAACAGGUAAUCAGCAUGGUGAGAAAGUCUUGAUCCCUAGGAUUCCUUCACACCCAGUCUUGAUCCCUAGGAUUCCUUCACACCCUACAGAAGCAAAUUUUCCUAUCAAAAUGCGGCGUAGGCAGUUUCCUUUGAAGCUUGCAUUUGCAAUGACUAUAGAUGAAAGUCAAGGCCAAACACUUUCCAAAGUUGAUAUAUAUUUACCAAGACGAGUGUUCUCUCAUGGACAGAUGUAUGUUGCAAUAUCCAAAGUGAAGUCCAGAGCUGGUUUGAAAGUUCUUAUCACAGGUAAAGAUGGGAAACCUCAGGAAGAAGUGGAAACUGUUGUGUUCAAGGAGUUGUCUCAGAACAUUUAUCAGAACAAUUUAGUCAACAUGUGUUAGACUGU